Alnus glutinosa is the source of this 3234-nucleotide messenger RNA. RefSeq names its product cuscuta receptor 1-like. The transcript has 6 exons. Bases 14 to 3028 code for a protein of 1004 amino acids. The record is from RefSeq and is a predicted model, not a curated record. Gene Ontology annotation, molecular function: protein binding. NCBI's taxonomy places the organism in Eukaryota, Viridiplantae, Streptophyta, Magnoliopsida, Fagales, Betulaceae.
AGAAGCUAGAAAAAUGAAACAAUAUUUGAGAAUGGAGUGGCCUUUACUGAAACUUUUGUUGUGGGGUUUACUUGUGUUUCUUCAAAUUCAUGGACACACAGCUGCCUGCCUCCAGGAAGAAAGGAUUGAUCUGCUGGAAUUGAAGGCGUUUUUGGAAUCCAAUAUUAUUCAUGCUGAUGCAGAUGAUCACCGCCUUCUUCCGUCAUGGAUUGACGACGCAAAGAGUGAUUGUUGUGGUUGGGAGAGGGUCACGUGCAACUCCACCACCGCUCACGUGAUCAAGCUUUCCCUCUACAACUUAACGGAACAAGAUCCUUAUAACAACCGUUGGUUGCUCAACGUGUCCCUGUUGGUUCCUUUUAAGGAGCUAACAACUCUUAAUCUAUCCGGCAAUGCAAUUCGUGGUUGCCUACCAAACGAAGGAUUUGAAAAGCUGUCAAGCUUAAGGUAUCUGAGAAUUUUAGACCUUAGUUACAACUACUUUGAGAAUAAUAGCAUUCUACAAUCUUUGGGUACAGUGACAUCGCUUCAGACUUUGAAUCUUACUCACAAUCAGUUGCAAAGAUACUUUCCUGCUCAAGGUUUUGAAAGCAUGUCAAGAUUGGAGAACUUGGAGACCUUAGAUCUUAGUCACAACAAUUUCAACAUAAGCAUCAUAGAAUUACUCAGUUCAGUCAAAUCCAUUAAGAAUCUUAAUCUUGCAUCGAAUCAGAUAGAAGGAUCAUUUUCUACCAAAGGUUUUGAAAGCUUGUCAAGAUUGGAGAACUUGGAGACCUUAGAUCUUAGUCACAACAAUUUCAACAGAAGCAUCAUAGAAUUAUUGAGUGCAGUCAAAUCCCUUAAGAAUUUGAAUCUUGCUUCAAAUCGGAUUGGAGGAUCAUUUCCUGCCAAAGGUUUGUCUAAUUUCAGUAGGUUGGAGAUUUUAGAUCUGAAUGGAAAUUCUUUCACUGGAAGCAUUUCUCCAUAUAUCGGGGCAUUAUCUUCUCUAAAGGCUAUAUCAUUAGGUUACAAUGACCUUAAUGGCACUUUACCUCAAGAGUUGUGCAAACUGAAUAAACUCGAAGAGUUAGAACUUUAUGGUAAUUUAUUUGAAGGGGUCCUUCCACCAUGCCUAAACAAUAUGACGUCUCUUAGAUUGUUAGAUAUAUGUCUAAACCAAUUCACUGGAAACAUCUCUUCAAAUCUGAUAGCCAUCCCGACAUCACUUGAGUACAUUGAUCUAAGUUACAAUCUUUUUGAGGGCCUAUUGUCAUUCAGCUUAUUUGCUAAUCACUCUAAGCUUGAGGUGAUUAUAUUGGUGAAUAAUAACAGCAAGCUUGAGAUAGAAACUGAAAAUUCAUCGGGUUGGGACGACCUCUCAUUUCAAUCAUUAAAGGUCAUUGUACUACAUAAUUGUAAUUUGAACAAGCCCACUGGAAAUGUUCCUAAGUUUCUAUUUGGCCAGCGCGAAUUGGAAAUAGUUGAUUUGUCUCACAAUAAGUUGAAAGGAAGCUUCCCCAAUUGGUUGCUUGAAAACAACACAGGACUGCAAGAGCUUUAUCUUCAAAAUAAUUCUUUCAUGGGUCAAAUUCAUUUGCCACCAAAUCUCUACAAGAGUAUUUCGUUUAUGGAUGUCUCUAACAAUUGCUUAGAUGGUCAAUUUCAAGAAAAUAUUGGAAAGAUAACUCCAUACUUAAAAUAUCUAAAUCUUUCCCAAAAUCUUAUUGAAGGUUAUCUUCCUUCCUCAAUUGGUGACAUGAGAUAUUUGGAGUAUUUGGACUUGUCCUUUAAUAAUUUCUCGGGAGAGUUACCAACGGAAUUAUUUGCCACUUGCACCUCCUUGAUUCUUUUGAAGUUAUGCAAUAAUCAGUUCACAGGAACAAUUCCUGGAUGGAUAGGAAACAUGACACGUUUGUUGACUUUUGUCUUGAGUAACAACUUUUUUGAAGGUCAGAUUCCUUGUGGACUGGAUUCAGUUCAAUAUGUAGACCUUUCUCAUAACUCAUUUUCGGGAUCGUUACCUUCUUGCUUGAAUCUAUGGUUUGUAGAGCACCUACAUUUGCAAGGAAACAAACUUACAGGUCCAAUACCAAAAGCUGUUUUCAAUUCAUCGUCUCUUUUGACAUUAGACCUUAGAGAUAACAGCUUUUUUGGCAGCAUCCCUGAUGAAAUCGGUGCACUUUAUAACUUAAGAAUACUUUUGUUGAGGGGCAACUAUUUCAGUGGUAUAAUUCCAAAUCAGUUGUGUUGGUUAAAUAAGAUAGGCAUGAUGGAUCUUUCCAAGAACUCUCUUUCUGGGACAAUACCGCACUGCUUUCACAACAUGUCCUUUGGAAAUACAGAUGAUUUUGUUUAUUAUAGAUAUCCUUCUAUGUCCUGGUUGUUUGGAUUAGGUUCCACAUUCCAAAGGUUCCAAGAAUGGAAUUGGGAAGGAGGCAUGGUGAUGCGGAUAGAAAAUGAUGAUCAUGUUGAGGUUGAGUUUGUAACAAAAUACAGGUCUAACUCUUACAAGGGUUAUAUCCUUAAUUAUAUGGCUGGAUUGGAUUUGUCAUGCAACAAGCUAACAGGUACAAUCCCACCGGAACUAGGAGAGUUAUCUUCACUUCAUGCAUUGAACUUGUCUAACAAUCUGUUGACAGGUUCCAUUCCACAAAAAAUCUCAAAUUUGGACAAGUUGGAGAGUUUAGACCUUUCUCACAACAAUUUGAGUGGAGAAAUUCCUUCAGUAUUGAUUGAUAUGAACUUUCUAGCAGUGUUUACUGUGGCUUACAACAACUUAUCAGGUAAAGUUCCAGACAUGAAAGCACAGUUUGCAACAUUUGAUAAAAGUAGUUAUGAAGGAAAUCCAUUUCUUUGCGGGCAACCACUAGAGAAUAGUUGCACCAGAGUAGACGAGUCACAUCCAUCACCAACGAAAUCUUCAAAUGCAAGUGAAGGGAUAUGGUAUGAAAUUGAUCCUCAGGUCUUCUUUGCAAGCUUUACCCCAUCUUAUAUUGUUUUCUUCUUGGGUGUAGCUACUCUUUGUUAUAUUCGUCUUUAUUGGCAAUAACGGUGCUUCAAUUUAAUUGAGGAUUUUAAGUGCCAGUGUAAUUAUCCUAUUUUUUAUAGGUUAAAAAGAUUUUCAAACUGUCUAUAUCCUUAGAUAUAUUCGGUUUCCAUGGACAUCUUUGGUGGUAGUGAUGAUAGCUAGCUGUACCUUUGAUAAUGAAUAAUGGUUAAUUAUUGUAAUCUAAUAUCAGACAAGUUGUUUACUUU